UAAAUAUCCAAAUUGAAUAAAAAGAAGAUGUUUAUCUUAAAAAGGGGCAGGUACAUUUUGUUAUUGAUGUUGGUUCAAAGUUUUGAAUUCAUUCAGACUAAACAAUGCAACAUUCCAGAAGUUAAUGAAGAUAUUGACUGGGAUAAUUUUUCUGAAGCCUGGUAUGAAGUUCUCCACACAUUUGACCCAGUAAUGGAUAAAGAUGUAUUUGGAGCAAAACUACACAAUUUUACUAAAACAAGCACAGGAAUGAACUUGAUUGUCACAGAACUACACAAGAAUUCUCCUCCACAAACUUAUGCAGUUCAUCAUACACGAAAGAAAGCAGGCAUCUACAGAGCGGCAAAUAAUGAUGAACCAGCUAUCAAAGCAUCACAAUCUUUAACUCCGGAGGGUGGAAGAAGUGAAGAUGCAGCGAAAAUAGAUGAUGCUCUGUUCAGUGGUGAUCUUCUGAUUUCAAGUGAUGAGGAGAAUUACAUAAUUUAUGCAUUCUGCAGCUAUGCAGAUGAAUGGGUUGUCUGGGUGGUUUUCCCAUCUAUGAAUCCAACAAUUCAGCAAGUCACCCUAAUGUGGAACAAACUCAUGGAAAAAGGAAUCAAUGUACAACUUCAUCUUUCAGAAUCAGUUGAACAUCCAGAGAAUUUCAUGGGUUUUUAAUAGAUGAAAAUCAGUACAAAACUGCAGUUAUUAUUAUGUGUAUCAUGUAUUCAUCUACUACAUCAACUUAUAUAAUCAGCAAUGUUAUGUCCAUUUUAUCCCUAUAUAUUUGCCUGUUAAUUCAUCAAUAAAAAUUGUGGAUGUGAGAAGAAUUCAUUUCAGAUUGUCAUCAAAAUAAGUAAAUUUAUAAAUCAACUACUGUUUAUUAACAUAGAGCAGCAACAACACGGAGAAAGAAAUUUUGCAUAUAUGUCAUAAGCAUUGAAAAUGUUUCUAAAUUAAUUUAUUAAAGGUAAA
Molecule: messenger RNA, 954 nt
Organism: Styela clava
Lineage: Eukaryota; Metazoa; Chordata; Ascidiacea; Stolidobranchia; Styelidae
Source: RefSeq, a predicted model, not a curated record